Messenger RNA from Magallana angulata, 3951 nucleotides. RefSeq names its product synaptic vesicle 2-related protein-like. Gene Ontology annotation, molecular function: transmembrane transporter activity. NCBI's taxonomy places the organism in Eukaryota, Metazoa, Mollusca, Bivalvia, Ostreida, Ostreidae. The transcript has 23 exons. Gene Ontology annotation, cellular component: membrane. The record is from RefSeq and is a predicted model, not a curated record. The coding region runs from base 129 to 2687 and encodes 852 amino acids. Gene Ontology annotation, biological process: transmembrane transport.
UUAGCAUGUGUGCCAAUUUGCUAAGACCUGAAAUGUCUCUGGACCGGAUUGUUUCUUUAGUGGACCGAAUUGUCUCUUGUCUUUGGAUCGUGACUGAUUUACGUUUCAUUUGAGGAGAAGAGACCAAAAUGAAUAUUCUUCAUCACAAAAGUUGGCAUGUUCGUAAUAAGAACAACAUCGAAAGAGUCAGACGAGACGAAGAGAAGGCAGCACUUGAAGAGAAAGAGAGACAGCGCAAAAUUGCCCUUGCUGAGCAAGAAGCUAGGACUGAUUUUCUACGCGUGAAGUCAAGAAAACGCAUAGAGGAUGCAGGAAAUAGCUCCAAUCAAGUGGACAGUGGCAAAUCAGAAGAGAGAAGUCAAGAAUCAGCAGUGUCCACAUUUGGGACAGGUGCCCUCUCAGAAGACAUCUAUUCUGGCAAACACAUCAACUUCUUCAAAGAAACAGAUGGGAUGGUUGUGUCAGACCGGAAGAACGCAGAGCAUGAAGCAGACAAGAAAAAGGAACAAGAAGAAUGGGAGAAAAAAGUGGGCAUUUUGACCUAUUUGGGUCAAAGUUCAAAUGAAACAUCAGCAUCUUGGUAUAAUCAACGGAAACGGAAGCAUGAAGACGAAGAAGAGGAUGGCAGUUAUGAAAAACGGAAAAGUAGAGAAAAGAAUCGCAAGUUACAGGAUCACUUGGAUCCCAUCAGACAAAUGGACUGCUAUCUUGAAAAGAAGAAACACAAAGAUAAAGAUGAAAAGCAUAAGAAACACAAAAAGAAGAAACACAGACAGGAUAGAGAAAAAUCAUCAAGCAAACAUAAAACUUCUUCUUCUUCAUCAAAACAAAAGCCUAAAGCCUCAAUAGAACAGCUUAGGGCAGAGAGAUUGAAACGGGAGAUGGAAGAGAGACAAAGGACUGCACAGUUAUUGGCAAAGCACCGAGGGGAAAAAACAGAGCCAAAAUCACAAGAGGUCUCAAAGAGGGAGCAGACAUAUAACUCACAGUUCAAUCCAGAGUUAGCAAGGAAGCCCAGGAGGAAGCCACACAUGACUUACGAUUGGUACACUUGUUUAGCCAACUUGUGCAAACCAGAAGAGCAGUAUUGUAAUUUAAUCUCCAAAAUGUUCAACCGGCUUGUUAAAUUUCGGAGAGGUGGUGAUAAAUAUGAAGAUCUUGAUGAGUCAAACAUUGACCUGGAUAUCACUGAUCCAGCCAUGAAAAAUAUUGUAAACUCUGGAAAUUCCAUGGAAAUGUUCGACAACCCAGAGGAAGUUCAACCUAAAGAAACUGUAGAGUCUCCAGAUACAGAGGAGAGCUACACAUUACAACAAGCUAUUGAUGCAAUAGGGUUUGGAAAAUUUCAAGUCAAACUGUCAAUUCUGACAGGAUUUGCUUGGAUGGCAGAUGCUAUGGAGAUGAUGAUACUGGCUAUCUUGUCACCAGCUCUCCACUGUGAAUGGCAGUUAGAGGGAUGGCAGCAAGCCAGCAUAACAACAGUUGUUUUUGCUGGAAUGAUGUGCAGUUCUAGUUUAUGGGGAAGUAUCAGUGAUAAAUACGGCAGAAAAACGGAAUUAAUAUUGUGUUCAGUCAUCACCUGUUACUUUGGAAUUCUCAGUGCAUUUGCUCCAAACUUUGUGUGGAUCUUGAUUCUGAGAGGACUGGUGGGAUUUGGUAUAGGAGGUGCCCCGCAGUCGGUAACCUUGUAUUCAGAAUUUUUACCAACAGCCUCAAGAGCCACAUGUGUUGUGCUGGUUGAGAUCUUCUGGGCCAUCGGUGCUUGCUUUGAGGUGUUGCUGGCUCUGGUCGUCAUGCCCUGGCUGGGCUGGCAGUGGCUUCUUGGGUUAUCUGCCCUUCCACUUCUUCUGUUCUCAAUAUGUUGUUAUUGGCUACCUGAAAGUGCAAGGUAUGACAUAACCAGGGGAAAUGUAGAGAAAGCCAUUGCAACACUCAAAAGGAUUUCAUUUGAAAAUGGAAAACCCCUGCCCCCUGGGAGACUUGUGGAACCGACCAGUAAGGCAACAAGUAGAGGGAGCAUGAAAGACCUUUUCAUGCCAGAAUUUCAGAAGACAACCUUUUUUCUAUGGAUAAUAUGGCUCGUUGCUGCUUUUUCAUAUUACGGAAUUGUUUUAAUGACCACAGAACUCUUUGAAAUUUCUGAUGGAUGCCAUGGUUCCUCUGUGAAGGUUGAACAACCCUGCUUUGUUCAGUGUAAAGGUCUUACUACAUCAGACUAUGUGGAUCUUACCUGGACAACAUUUGCAGAAUUUCCAGGACUGUUUGUGACUGUUUUCCUUAUUGAAAGAAUAGGAAGAAAGUUUACGAUGGGAUUUGAAUUCUUUGUUUUCAGUGUGUUUGUUUUGUUGGCAAAUAUUUGCACAUCAAGACCUGUAUUGACAUUUUUCCUAUUUGUUGCCCGAGCUUUUAUAUCAGGAGCAUUCCAGGCAGCCUAUGUUUACACACCUGAGGUGUAUCCAACGUCUAUGAGAGCUAUUGGACUGGGCUCUUGUAGUAUGAUGGCAAGGAUAGGUGCAAUUGUAACUCCUUUUGUAGCUCAGGUUUUAUUAAAAGAAUCUUCCUAUUUGGCAAUUUCCACUUACGGAGUUAUCUCCAUUGUUGCCACAGGAGCUGCCAUUUUACUUCCUAUAGAAACCAAAGGAAAGGAAAUGAAAGAUACCACUUCAGAAAUUACAGUUCAGCACUAACUCAGUGCCCUCGUGAAUGAGAGGACCAACAACCAAUAGAAUCUCAGCGUGUUCCAUAUACAUAUACCUGUAACCUGUCUGUUGUCGUAUGCGUAUGUGAUAGAUAAAUCGACCUUGUGUUUAUCCUGUGAUACCAGUACAGUAGGAAGCAGUUAGACUAUUAUUAUUGUUGAAUGUUCUUAUAGUUUGUUUUUAUUUUGUUUUUUAAUGGGUUUUUUUCUCAGAUUGUAUACUCACAAGAGAAUUGCUAAAUGGCAUAAUCUGUCAACAUUUUCAUAUCCCAGGAGAGGGAUAUUAUUUAUUUGCUUCUGUUUUAGUGACUGAAAAAUUGAUGUUGAAAUAGCCUCAUAUCCUUUUUUGCUUAAGAAUCAAUUUUGAUAGUGUGAUGGAAAAAGUUAAUCCAGUAGGACAAAUGUCUGAAUACUAAUUGCCUAAUGUUUUUAUUACAACCAUAAAUCCUUAAUUAAUGAUGUUUAUGAUUAUUAUGAGCAUCAAGAUUGUUAAUUUUGCCAAAUUAAUAUUUUCCAUGUGAUGUUAAUUUUGCCAAAUUAAUAUUUUCCAUCUGAAGUUCAGUUUUGAUGAGUAUGUAAAUUGAAUAUGGUGGUACAAACAUAUUGGCAGAUACACUAAGCAGCUAUUUGAUUUUUUUUUGCUGUGAUGAAAUGCUAUAAAACAUAUGCUACUUAACCAAACCAUUAACUGCACACUGCUAUUAAUUAUGCAUAUUUAUUUUUGUAUUAUAGUAUAUGUAUUUUACAGGGGGUAUUGAACAUUCCAUUGUAUUUAUAUAAGCUAAUGAAAAGAAGUUUACAAUUUACAUGUUAUUUUUACACUGUGGUACACAACAUUCCAUGGAGAAAGUACAGAAAUGCUCUGUUUUAUAUGUAAUUCCCCAGGUAUGAAAUAUUAAGUGAAAUACCGGUACUAGGCAUUCUUCUAAUGAUUUAUAUUUAUUUAAUAAAUGUUUAAUUGCUGUUCCUUGGAAAAUGUCAUUUUUAGUUUAAAAAUACAACCUUAUGAGCAUUAACUAAAGCAUUUGAAAAUUCAGUGGCAGUAGCUGACAUAGUAGCAACAUAUUAUUACCAGUUAAAACACACUUAAAGCAUGCUUUGAAGUUUAUAGAAGGGAUUGUUUCAGAAAUUGUCAAAAAAUACCUAAAUUUACAAUGUAGGGGAUCAAUAGUUCAUUCUUGGCUGUGAUGGGCCCAUGGACCCUGCUAUUGUGAUUAUAUAGCCGAACAUUCCCCUUGAGUAUGAAAACUAUU